Molecule: messenger RNA, 1883 nt
Organism: Drosophila eugracilis
Lineage: Eukaryota; Metazoa; Arthropoda; Insecta; Diptera; Drosophilidae
Product: endoplasmic reticulum lectin 1
Exons: 4
Coding region: 126-1700 (524 amino acids)
Biological process (GO): retrograde protein transport, ER to cytosol; endoplasmic reticulum unfolded protein response
Cellular component (GO): endoplasmic reticulum lumen
Source: RefSeq, a predicted model, not a curated record
GCGUCACGGUUACAUUAAACAUAUGUUCAUUAUUUUUGGAAGAAAACAACACGUAGCAUUUAUAAAUAUUUUUGUAUUUGUCACGAAAAUACUCAUGUAAAGGAAUUCCGAAUUUUAACACGAAAAUGGAGAUCUUCUACGUGAUAAUUACGAAAAUAGCCUUCUUGCUUCCUUUGAUAAUUGCUGCUGCGUCCCAUGAAGCCAAAGAUUUUGACGAUUCAAUUUUGUACAAAAUUGAUUUUGAAGUGCCGGAACUGAUAGGACAACCUGAUUUGGGCAAUCAACUGCGAACAUUCUACACACCGGAUAAGGAGAAAUACGACUGUUUGAUUCCCACAUUGGAGCACCAGAAGGAGGAGGAAAAGUCAGACAAGCCGGAAUUGUCCCCUAUUAGCCUGCUGCAGCCCAUUUUUUCCGCAUUGACUUGUACUUACCGCAUCGAAGCAUAUUGGUCCUAUGAGAUCUGCCACGGUCAUCAUGUGCGUCAGUAUCACGAGGAGCGCGAGGGAAAGAACGUCAAGUUCCAGGAGUACUACCUGGGUAAAUGGACAGAUGAUAAGACGGAAUGGCGAACAAAGGCCUGGGAAUCGGACCUCAACGCGGGUGUUAAGCCAAAGUACAAGAGCCUGAAGAUCGACAACACACGAUAUCCAUAUUUUGAAAUGGAAUACAGCGACGGCACCAUGUGCGAUAUAAUUAGCGCUCCUCGCACCACGAUGGUGCGUUAUGUGUGCUAUCCGCAUGGCAAAGACGAUAUCUAUUCCUUUAAGGAAACCUCCUCCUGCAAUUACGAGGCCAUAAUUCUCUCCUCGACGUUGUGCGCCAUCCGUGGCUUUCAUGCCGAGGAGUCCAAGGAGCUGUCCAUUCAAUGUUUUAACUCAGAUUCUGAGCCGCAUAGACCACUAAGUAUGCUGCGAUCGGAACUAAAUGAAUGGGCAGAGUCUGAGACGGAUUUACUGCUUUCCAAAGAAAAAGAAGGAAAAGCACCAGCUAAACUUUGGCCAAAGGCGGAAGGUGACAUGGUAACGUUUAAAUUCAGCGGAGAUAUGGACAAAGUCAUUCUGGAAAUGUUUAAUAAUGGAGAAAUCGAGGUAGACGGUGAUUACCAGCAGCUUCUUCUAUCGAGAGCGGCCUCUGGAACGGGGCCCACACCCAUCUCCGAUUUGACCCCCAUCAGGAACUUCAUUUCUGGCAAGAAAUGCCUAAUUGGAGGCAAUGGCUGGUGGAAAUACGAGUUCUGCUACGGGCGACAUGUACGUCAGUUCCACAAGGACAAAAAUAGCGAAGUUGAGCUCUUUCUGGGCUAUUUCUCAGAGGAAGAGCAUAGGUCUUGGGCUAAUGCCAACCCGGAAAAAGGUGUCCGUCGUGCCGGCUAUUCGUCUUCCAUUUGGCAUCAUUAUGGGAAAGGAACCCAUUGCGACCGCACUGGAUUGGAUCGCGAAGUGGAUGUGAGGUUAACCUGUACGCCGGUAUCCAACAGCGGUACAGCUGUAUCUAUGUAUCUGCUGGAGCCGAAGACAUGUCAAUAUAUUCUGGUUGUGGAGUCGCCCACAAUUUGUGAUCUUAUGCAAUACGCUGAUAACCAUGGCCUGGUAAAGGAGGAGCAUUUGCAAAAGGUUCUGUUGACUGACACCGACAAACCUCCAACAACUGCAGCUCCAGCUCCCACCUCGAGCCCAGAGGAGGAGAUUCGGUCUUAGGCUGACAUUGUAUUCUAGUAAAUUACUUUUAAAUACAUUGAUCGUAAUGUUACGUCGUUAUUGACAAGGGAUGGUGCACACACUUUUCUAUGAAUGUCCAGUAACAACUGAUAAGAAAUGAUUAGUAACAGAAGUGGGUGUAAUAAUAUGGAGAAUUCAAAUAUAUCUUUCUAAGCAAUGAUA